AUGACUCGCUACGAAAAAUUAAACAACGAGUUCACCGAUCGGAUCGACUGUCCCGGAACGGAGAAACAUUACCGCCUGACGCGACCAAAAUGCCGAAAAAGCGAUCACGAUGAUCAUCCUGCGGAAGGCGUGGAGUGGUGUGUUAUGAUUGAAAAGUUUCUUCCACUAAUCGAACCGAUACGCCGGAUGGCGGUUUACGAGGACGACGUGUGGGUCAUCACGUUCCCGAAGUGUGGCACCACCUGGACCCAGGAAAUGGUUUGGUUGCUGAAUAAUGGCCUCAACUACGAGCGGGCCGCGAAGCAAACCCUCGAAGAGCGGUUUCCGUUUCUGGAGCUGUCGGGAGCCCUCUCCCUCAUCGAUGGUGAUUCCGUCGGCCGGGUGCAGGACCUGGCGCGUCCCCGGCACAUAAAAUCGCACCUUCCGUUCAUGCUGCUACCGGAAGCGAUUCAAACGGUGCGGCCAAAAGUUAUUUACGUGUCACGCAACCCGAAGGACGCCGCCACCUCCUUCUUUCACCACUAUCGCAACAUUGUGGGGUUCGAUGGUCCGAGGGAACAUUUUUUCGACGCUUUCCUUAACGAUAGUCUCAUCUAUGCACCGUUUGGGCCGCACGUACGGCGCUACUGGGAGUGGAGCAAGGAUCCGGCCGCCAACUGUCUGUUCCUUACGUAUGAACAGAUGAAGCGUGACCUUUGCGGCGUAAUAGCGAAAGUGAGCCGCUUUCUGGGGCGACAGUACACGGCGACCCAGAUCGAGGAACUGUCUAACCACCUGUCAGUGGAUUCAAUGAGAAAUAACAAAUCGUGCAAUAUGGACGAUCUGCUGGAGUGGGCCAAGAAAACCAAUUACAGCGAGGAACGUCAAAAGAUGGACAAUGAUUUUAGGUUCAUCCGUAGCGGAACCGUCGGGACGUACAAACAGGACAUGGACGAGGCGUACAUACGACGCUUCGCGGAGUACGAAGCGCGGGCCACGCAGGGAACGGAUUUUGACUUUUUCUUUUAG
Anopheles cruzii is the source of this 1008-nucleotide messenger RNA. RefSeq names its product luciferin sulfotransferase-like. Gene Ontology annotation, molecular function: sulfotransferase activity. Gene Ontology annotation, biological process: sulfation. NCBI's taxonomy places the organism in Eukaryota, Metazoa, Arthropoda, Insecta, Diptera, Culicidae. Bases 1 to 1008 code for a protein of 335 amino acids. The transcript is spliced from 4 exons. Gene Ontology annotation, cellular component: cytoplasm. The record is from RefSeq and is a predicted model, not a curated record.